GUUGGGGGCUAAAACAGACACUUUCAUCAACGCAAGAAGACGAGUUUCAUCAAGGCAUGAGAAAGGGGUUUUAUUAAUGCAAGAAAGGGAAGUUUUAUCGAUAUACGAAAGACGAAAAGGGAGUUUCAUCAACGUAGGAAGAAAAGAGAGGCCGGAGUAUUUGCUAGGUUUUGGAGCAACGGAAUGGAGAACAAGAGAGAGAAAGGGGAAGCCGGAGUAUUCAAUGGGUUUGGGAGUAAAAAUGCGGCGAAAAAGAGGAUGGGAGGCUACGUAUUUGAUCGAUAGGGUGGUAAGCAGGAGAGCAGCAUUCCACCACCAUUAUAGGUGAUGGCACAUACCUUCGGUGAAUCAUCGUCAGAUUGUAGACGUCACGACCCGAACCUUUGGUGCUGUGGCAAUGGGGGGGAGCAAUAUGACACGUUUCUUUGUCGAACGUUUAUAAGGGUCUUACCCCUAUCUCGGACCCUUUCCCUCUCCUACCUCUCUAGAUAUUCUAUCCGAGAGCUAUUGCCAUCCAUCACCGUUCCUCCUCAGCAUAUGGGCGAUGCCAUCCCUGGUGUUUCUCUCCCACCCCGACAACAUGGAUCCCUCCUGAACUGCGGCUCCUGUCUCCGGGGAAGCACCCGGUCCCCCAAGCCAACCCCGACCACCACACCCAACCAUCCCAUCAACAGUGUCAUCCAACCCAGCCACCUCAACCCCCGACCUCCCCGCCUCGAAAACACCGCGCUAUCUCCCCUUCGCCCUCUGAACCAUCUUUGUCAUCUAACGAAGACACGCACGCAUCAUCAGCAACGAGCCCCAACAACAACCACCAAGCAUCGGAGGGGGAAGACGUACCGACCCCUUGUUGCGCAAUCGCCUUCACCCUCGCACCAGCGCCAGCGCCAGCACCUCCGCUCCCACCUCCACCUCCGCCACCCUUCCCGCUCCCGGUCUUGCUUCCAGCCGUCGUUGUUGUUAUGUCUGGCUCGGGGGGGUAUGGGACCUGGGCUGCUGAAGCCGGAGACAUCGUAGCCUGACCGGGGCAUCGUUGGUUGGUAGGUGGUGGGUGAUGAGUUAAAGAGGAGGGAGAGAGGAGGGGGGGUGGGGGGAUGAGCUCUGCUGGGUGUGGUAUGUAGUAGGGUUUGAGGGGGGCCGGGUGUGAAUAGUAAGAUGUUUGUAGUCGAUGGGCAGGUAAUGUGUCGUCGAUGUUGAUGAUGAUGAUGAUGAUGAUGAUGAUGGACUAUACCCAUGUCCAGUAUCUGACCUCAGCUAGAUGAUUGUG
Molecule: messenger RNA, 1267 nt
Organism: Chaetomium fimeti
Lineage: Eukaryota; Fungi; Ascomycota; Sordariomycetes; Sordariales; Chaetomiaceae
Exons: 1
Coding region: 328-1017 (229 amino acids)
Source: RefSeq, a predicted model, not a curated record